GGGCCCUCCCGAUGUGCCACCUCGUAAUCCUACAAUGAGCAGGCUCAACGGAAGACUACCAGGAAGCCACGCAGCAAGUGAACACGAACGUGAUCCGGAUCUUGAACCUUCCUGUCUUGUACGCACCCCAUCGGGUAACUUCUAUAAUAUAAAAACUCCGAAGAAUGAAUAUAACAACAAGCAUCAGUCGACAGGAAACAGCCCAGUAAAGGUCGAACUUCAGAACAACAUGGACAGAGUACCAAUACCAUAUGGUCACGCACCAUCAAUGAUCCCAAUGAGGAGGCAAAGUAUUCGCUGCCAUUUUCGCAAGGGAAUUGACUGGUGCAGCUGGAAGCUCAUUGCAAUAGUAGUUAUAAUGGUUUCACUGUGUCUCACAGCAGCCCUCACAUACGUAGCGGCUUCGAAUAUAGUGAACUGGUCGUAUCAAGGAACCAAGGCCUGCACAGUCCUAGUCGGGGACAAUGGGGAUGGCAAGGCAUCAUCAGAAUCUAAAAAUUCCUCAUCAGCUUCCUCAACAUCAUCGCCAGGGAGGUCGAGGACGCCAUCAUCCGGAGGUGCAAGGACCUUUCCAGCAAGGUCAUUCCCACCCGAUGGCACGACAUUUGCUCAAGUCAGUCUCGGUCAACGCCUCAGCAAAGAAAUACCAGCCUACAGCUACUGGAACAUGCAAUUUUAUCAAUCCGAGGCGGCCUACGUACGUUUUGAUUACAAUAUCCCUCGGGGUGCCAGUAUCGGUGUCUAUGCCAGGCGAAAUGCCUUACCAACACACACUCAGUAUGAUCUUCUGGAGGUACUCAGUGGAUUCAAGGCGAGAACGACCCGGGCUUCACAUCCUUCGAUAAAGAAAGAAGUUACUCACUACAUGGAACCAGGUCACUGGUUCCUCUCUCUUUACAACGACGACGGUGAUCCCCAAGAAGUUUCAUUCAUCGCUGUAAUUGCUGAAGACAUGACUCAUAAUUGUCCAAAUGGUUGCAGUGGCAAAGGAGAAUGUCUCCUUGGUCAUUGUCAGUGUAAUCCCGGUUUUGGGGGUGAAGACUGCAGUGAGAGUGUUUGCCCAGUGCUGUGUAGCCAGCGUGGUGAAUACAUUAAUGGUGAAUGCCAGUGUAAUCCGGGGUGGAAAGGCAAAGAGUGCUCACUGAGACACGACGAGUGCGAAGUGCCAGACUGCAAUGGCCAUGGUCACUGUACCAAUGGGAAGUGCAACUGUGUUAGGGGAUACAAGGGUAAAUUUUGCGAGGAAGCUGAUUGUCCACAUCCAACUUGCUCUGGACAUGGAUUCUGUGCCGAGGGCACUUGUAUAUGCAAGAAAGGUUGGAAGGGGGCUGACUGCAGUCAAAUGGACAAGGAAGCACUACAGUGUCUGCCUGAUUGCAGUGGACAUGGAAAUUUUGAUCUGGAGAGUCAGACCUGUCAUUGUGAACCCAUGUGGUCUGGUGAUGAUUGUUCUAAGGAACUCUGUGAUUUGGAUUGUGGACCACAUGGACACUGUGUCGACAAUGCCUGUGAUUGCCUCUCUGGUUGGUCAGGUGAGCUCUGCAAUCUGAAACAGUGCGAUCCUCGUUGUAACGAGCAUGGACAGUGUAAAAAUGGUACAUGCCUCUGUGUCACUGGAUGGAAUGGACGUCACUGUACCAUGGAGGGCUGCCCGAAUUCCUGCUCAGGUCAUGGACAGUGUAGAGUUAAUGUCGAAGCACAGUGGGAGUGUCGGUGUUACGAUGGAUGGGAUGGAACAGAUUGCAGUGUUUUAUUGGAGCAAAAUUGCAAUGAUGGCAAGGAUAAUGAUAGAGAUGGCCUCAUCGACUGUGCUGACCCCGAAUGUUGUGCAAAUCAUGCCUGCAAAGGUAGUCAGCUUUGCGUCUCAGCUCCUAAACCAAUUGACAUUCUUCUCCGUAAACAACCACCAGCAAUAACUGCGUCCUUCUUCGAACGCAUGAAAUUUUUAAUCGACGAGGGAAGUCUCCAGAACUACGCACGUCAAGAAACCUUUAACGAGAGUGUGUUCUGGAAUCACUUCAAUACAAGUCGAUCGGCAGUUGUACGUGGACGUGUGGUAACGUCACUUGGAACUGGUUUGAUGGGUGUGCGAGUCAGUACCAGUACACCACUCGAAGGUUUCACCCUGACAAGGGACGACGGCUGGUUCGAUCUGCUCGUAAAUGGCGGUGGUGCUGUCACACUUCAAUUUGGAAGAUCGCCAUUCAAACCACAGACCCACAUAGUGUUCGUACCAUGGAACGAGGUUGUUAUAAUCGACAGAAUCGUCAUGAGUACAGUGGAUGAAAAACCUCCGAUCCACGUUCCUCACGCCUGCGCAGCGCAUGACUACGAUCAGAUGAAGCCAGUAGUCCUUGCAACCUGGAAGCACGGUUUCCAGGGCGCCUGCCCCGAAAAAUCUGCAAUCCUUGCAGAAUCUCAAGUAGUCCAGGAGAGCCUCCAGAUUCCCGGAACCGGUCUCAAUCUCGUGUACCACAGUUCCAGAGCAACUGGCUAUCUCUCCACCAUUCAACUCCAACUUACUCCAGAAUCGAUCCCCUCAACGCUCAACCUCAUCCACCUCAGAAUAACCAUCGAAGGGAUCCUCUUUGAGAAGACCUUUGAGGCUGACCCUGUCAUCAAGUUCACCUACGCCUGGAAUCGCCUCAAUGUCUACCGCCAAAGAGUUUACGGAGUGACAACGGCAAUGGUCAAAGUAGGCUACGAGUACAGUGACUGCAAGGACAUAAUCUGGGACGUUCAAACUACCAAACUCAGUGGUCACGACAUGUCAAUCUCCGAGGUGGGAGGUUGGAACCUGGACAUUCACCACCGCUACAACUUUCAUGAAGGAAUCCUCCAGAAAGGCGAUGGCUCCAAUAUUUACUUGAAACACAAGCCCCGAGUGAUACUGACGACAAUGGGAGAUGGACACCAAAGACCCCUAGACUGCUACGACUGUGACGGUCAAGCCUCCAAGCAACGUCUCCUCGCUCCAGUAGCCUUAGCAGCCUCUCCAGACGGUUCGAUCUUCGUUGGAGACUUCAACCUCAUCCGAAAAGUUCUCGUCGAUGGUACAGUACGAACAGUCGUCAGACUAAAUGCCACAAGAGUCUCCUACAGGUACCACAUCGCCCUGAGCCCCUUGGACGGUGUUCUCUACAUCUCAGACCCCGAGUCCCACCAAAUCAUCCGCGUUCGUGACACAAAUGAUUACUCAGACCCAGAUCACAACUGGGAGGCGGUAGUUGGCUCCGGAGAACGCUGCCUUCCCGGUGAUGAAGCUCACUGUGGAGACGGUGCUCUCGCUCGUGAUGCCAAACUGGCUUAUCCAAAGGGUGUAGCUGUCUCAGCAGACAACGUCCUCUACUUUGCUGAUGGCACAAACAUCCGCAUGGUAGACAGAGACGGAAUCAUUACCACAGUCAUUGGUAAUCAUAUGCACAAGUCCCACUGGAAGCCAAUCCCAUGUGAGGGAACGCUCAAUGUCGAAGAGGUUCAUUUGCGCUGGCCCACAGAGCUAGCCAUCAACCCCCUCGACAAUUCUCUUCACAUGAUUGACGAUCACAUGGUGCUGCAAUUGGCACCUGAUGGAAGGGUUAAGGUCGUUGCUGGACGACCUCUUCACUGUGCUAGCCCAUCAGCAAGCUUUGACACUGAGCUCGCUACACAUGCUACAUUAGUUAUGCCCCAGAGUAUCGCGUUUGGACCCUCUGGAAAUCUCUUCAUCGCCGAAAGCGACUCUCAGAGGAUCAACAGAGUCAGAGUCAUCGGGACUGACGGCAAGAUCUCACCUUAUGCAGGAGCUGAAUCUAAAUGCAAUUGUUUGGAACGAGGGUGUGAUUGUUUCGAAGCAGAUCAUUAUCUUGCAUCCACCGCUAAAUUCAACACCAUCUCGGCGGUAGCUGUAUCUCCGGAUGGAGUUGUCCACAUUGGUGACCAGGCCAACUACAGGAUUCGAUCGGUUAUGGCUAGCAUUCCAGAUGCUAAUGGAGCACGAGAGUACGAAAUCUACUCCCCUGACACCCAAGAAAUUUACGUAUUCAAUCGUUUCGGUCAGCACAUUGCCACCAAGAAUAUUCUCACUGGUGAAACUUGCUACUUGUUUACUUACAAUGUUAACACAAGUAAUGGGAAACUCAGUACUGUUACUGACGCCUCUGGAAAUAAGAUCUUCCUCCUGAGGGAUUACAGCUCCCAAGUAAACUCUAUCGAAAAUACCAAGGGACAGAAGUGUAGACUCAGAAUGUCGAGAAUGAAGAUGCUCCAUGAGUUGAGCACGCCAGACAAUUACAACGUUACUUUUGAUUACCACGGACCCACUGGACUUCUGAAAACCAAAUUAGACAGUACUGGAAGAAGUUACGUCUACAAUUAUGAUGAAUUUGGACGGCUAACGUCAGCGGUUACCCCAACUGGUAAAGUAAUUGGUCUUACAUUUGACCUGAGUCUCAAAGGAGCCACUGUCAAGGUGGGGCAGAACAACAGGAAGCCAGUAUCAAUGUUGAUCAAGGGAUCUUCGGUUGUAACGAAGGUUGGUGAGGCUGAACAGAGGACAACAGUAUCUGGUGAUGGUUCAGUUGGUCGAGUGACUCCCUGGGCGCAUACAGUUAGCACCGACACUCUUCCUUACGCCAUUCUUGCUGAGAUCGAGCCCCUUCUUGGGGAAAGCUAUCCAGUUCCUGCUAAACAACGAACUGAAAUAGCUGGAGAUCUCGCCAAUAGGUUCGAGUGGAGAUACUUCUUGAGAAAAGUCCAGGGGAAAAACAGAGGGAACGCGAAGGCAGUGGCUCAGGUUGGAAGGAAGCUUCGAGUUAAUGGAGACGUUUUAUUGUCUCUCGAGUACGACAGAGAAACCAAUACUGUUGCUGUCUUCAUUGAUGACCGAGUCGAGCUGCUCAAUGUCACUUAUGACAGAAACGCCAGGCCCCUGAAGUGGGGGCCUAGAAAUGGAAUUUUCGCAGGUGUUGAUUUAGAAUACGACAGAUUCAGUAGAUUGACUAAGUGGACUAGAGGAGACAUCAGUGAGACUUACGGCUUCGAUCGAGCUGGAAGACUAUACGAGAUUAAAUACAGCGAUGGAACGUCCAUGGUCUAUGCUUUCAAGGAUAUGUUCAGUUCUUUACCGUUAAAGGUUACCACUCCACGAGGAAGUGAUUAUCUCCUUCAGUAUGACGAAGCUGGUGCUCUUCAAUCUUUGACGACUCCUAGAGGCCAUAUCCAUGCGUUCUCUCUCCAAACAUCUCUUGGAUUCUAUAAGUAUCAGUAUUAUUCACCAAUGAACAGACAUCCUUAUGAGAUUUUGUAUAAUGAUGAUGGACAAAUCCUUGCUAAAGUGUAUCCACAUCAAAGUGGAAAGGUUGCUUAUGUUUACGACCAUGCAGGCAAGUUGGAAACAACUCUUGCUGGACUUUCGUCGAUCCAUUACACUUAUCAAGAGACAACUAGUCUUGUCAGGAGUAUUGACAUCAAUGAACCCAAUUUCGAGAUGAGGAUUGAGUACAAAUAUCAUGCUGGUAUCGUAAAAGACGAGAAAAUUAAGUUUGGAAGUAAAAGUGGAAUGGAUAACGCUCACUAUCGUUAUCAGUACGAUGGAAAUGCAAGAAUUUCUGGCAUCGAGGUCGAUAUCAAUGGAAAGCAACUGCCCCAGCUUCGUCUCAAGUACAAUCAAAACCUUGGUAUUCUUGAGGGUGUGGGAGACUUGAGGAUUUAUAGAAACUUGUUCAAUCGAUCUGUGAUGCAGGACAGUAGUAAACAAUUUUUCACGAUUACUGAUUACGACGAGUAUGGCCGAGUUAAGUCGAUUCUGACAAAUAUUGGAACUAUGGAUGUCUUCAGGAUGGAACUGGAGUACGACAAUAGAAACAGAAUAAAAAUGAGAAAGCUCAUUAUUGGAAAGGAUUCAAUGGAUAAAAAGGAGUGGUCCAGGAUGGAUAAGAUUACUUACAAUGCUGAUGGACAUGUGCUCGAGGUAGCUGAUACUGAUAAUAACUGGCAGUAUGCGUAUGAUGAAAAUGGCAAUGUUAUUGGGGUCACUGAGCACAAUGAAAAAAUCACCCUUGGGUACGACAGUGGAGACAGGGUUGUUCAGUAUGGAGAUGUCGAGUUCAACUCUUAUGAUAGCAGGGGAUUCGUUGUUAUUCGUGGAGAACAUAAAUACAGAUACAACUCACGAGGACAGCUGAUCCACGCCUCUGAGCACAAAAAGUUCCAAAUUUGGUAUUUCUACGACGAUCGUGGUCGCCUAGUGUCUUGGAAUGACGACCGUGAAAAUAUCACUCAGUUUUUCUAUGCAAAUCCGAAGACCCCAGACCUCAUCACCCACGUGCACUUCGCUAAGGCUGGCAAAACUUUCCGCUUCCUCUAUGACUCUCGCAAUUUCCUGAUGACCGUCGAGACCUUUGAACAACGUUUCUACGUAGCCACAGACCAGAAUGGCUCUCCCCUUGCUCUCUUCGACACCAAUGGCAAUCUGAUGAAGGAGAUGCGAAGAACACCGUUCGGCAAAAUCAUCAAGGACACCAAUCCAGAUUUUUACCUGCCCAUUGACUUCCAUGGCGGUCUCUUUGAUCCAAACACGAAAUUAAUUUACCUCAAUAAGAGAUUGUACGAUCCAACAGUCGGCCAAUGGAUGACACCAGCCUGGGAGCAGAUGGCGAAUGAAUUGACAACUCCAAUGGAUAUCUUUAUCUACAGAUUCCGAAACAACGACCCAAUAAACCUCAGGCAAAAUGUUGAAUACAUGACAGACAUGAACAGCUGGUUAAAGCUCUACGGGUAUGACAUCCCCUCGAUGCUCGGCUCCGAGUACACCAAAGCAAUGGUUUAUCAGCCCAGUGCGACUAUCACAUCGCCCCAACUAACCCCAGACUUCGGAGUAAUGUCAGGUCUUCAAUGCAUUGUCAACAGAGUCCACGAGAAAUUCUCAGAUCUUGAUUUUGUUCCAAAACCUCUCCUCAAGCUCGAGCCGAAAACGAGAAAUCUCCUUCCUCGAGUUGCCCAUCGUCGAGCGGUCUUCGGAGAAGGUAUCCUAGUCUCCAGAGUGGGAGGACGAGCUCUUGUCAGCGUUGUAGAUGGUGUCAAUAGCGUAGUUCAAGAUGUUGUUACCUCGGUCUUUAAUAAUUCGUACUUUUUACCUCUUCACUUCAGCGUUCACGAUCAGGAUGUCUUCUACUUCGUGAAAGAUAAUACUUUGAAGAUGAGAGACGAUAUGGAAGAGUUGAAGAGACUCGGUGGUAUGUUCAAUGUUUCAACUCAUGAAACAACAGAACAUGGCUCAGGGACUUACAAAGAACUGAGACUCCAUAAUCCAGAUGCUGCAGUUGUAAUUAAAUACGGUGCAGACCCUGAACAAGAGCGUCACAGAAUUCUCAAGCAUGCACAUAAAAGGGCAGUGGAAAGAGCGUGGGAGAUAGAAAAGCAAUUAGUAAUGGCAGGAUUUCAAGGAAGAGGCGACUGGUCCAAAGAGGAAAAAGACGAGCUUAUUGCCAGGGGUACAGUGGACGGUUACGAAGGCGUAGACAUCCACAGUGUCCAUAGGUAUCCACAGCUCGCCGAUGAUCCCGGCAAUGUCGCAUUCACUCGCGACACAAAACGAAAACGACGAAAGAGUGGCAACAGAAGAAACAGAAAUCACAGGCACGACUCGUGAUGAGAUACUAAUUAAAGAAUUGUGUUUUUUUAUAUAUAUAUAUAAUUAAUAAUGAAAUAAAUUAAUAUAAACUCUUCAACGUGUGACAAUUUGGUGCCAUACGAUGAGUCUAAAGAGCAACGGUAAUGAUACAGUGAUCCGUGAAGUGUCAAAAUUAAGCUAGUCGCAUUUUAUUAAACGAAAAUAUAAAGCUUGUUAAAAUGAGGUGAUUAUUUUAUUGAGUAUAAUGAUGAUGCUGAAUAAGAAAAACAAUGAGAAAGAACUGUAAAGUGAUUUGGCGUUCUGCGCUGUGCGUUGUAGACUUUCUAAGGUUUUUUGUACCCUCAAGAAUAAUGAAGGGAGUAAUGAUAUUUGUAUAAAUUAAUGGAAGAUUAAUGAUCCAGUCGAAUGUUUGCUCCGAACUCUAUAGUGUAUGUCGGUGAACAUCAAUCGGGUUUGGCUCAAUGCAUCAACAGGGUCUUAAUUAAAAAUGGACACGAGAGCCCAUCGUCCAAGACGUGUUCGUUGAACAAUUAAAGAAAAAAAAAAGAUAGAGAUAAAGUAAACGAGACGUCGCUUUUAGGUUCUCGCCGAUUGUUAUUAAAGAAAGAUGAUGGAGAAUUUGAAUAAUGGAAAAAAAAAGAGGGAAAUGCAAGUAUAAUACCUACAGAUAUUUUUAACAUACCGUAAAAUCCAUUUUUUUUUCUUUAACAAAGAAAUUGUACAUAUGGCUAAGUCGAUUAAUGGUGAAUGUAGAUAGUAUUAUUAUAAGGAGAAAAGCAUAAACACUGUUCACCGACGCCUGAGAUUGGGGAAUAAUCGAGCGCCGCUUUUUUAUAUGUAUACACGUAAACUGAAUGAAUUAACACAAAUGGGCUAAAUACGCUCGGGACAUGUUUUCAAUAAAUAGUGAAAAUAAAAGUGAACAUUAAACAAUGCAACAUUGGAAUGAGUAACAGUUUCUUUAUAUGUCGUAGGCACUUGUAUAUAGUUAAUUAGGUUUAAACGAGUGUUGUUGUGUCCGAAUGACUAUAAGAAGACGAAUGAUAAAAAUGAAUUAUUAUACAAACGGAUCAAACUGAACGUUUUAAAAGUGAAUACACAGAGCCGAAAAUGAUGAGUUAGUGAAGAAUGAAAGAUAAUCGAUGUCCAAGAUUUAUUGUAACGUGAUGCAAAUAAAAAUGUAUGAGAGAUUAACAAACAUAAAUGCCCCGCCUAUCUUUCUACUGAUAAAUAAAUAAAAAAAACAUAAGUGAAGAGUUAUUUUUUGAAUUGUCGAAGAGGUCCUAUUUAGUCAAAGGAAAGAAAAACGAGAAAAUAUAUGUCAUGAAGGAGUUGAUGAAAAAUAAGUUCCCUCUCGCCUAAAGCACAAAAAGCUAAUGAACAAAAUUAAUCUGCAUUGGAAUGCUAAAACUUGAUGGAAAAUUCGGAAGUGACACCUUUUUCAAGCAGAUAAUUAUUUCUGAAAUGAAGUAAAUGAGCAGCGCUUUGUUCUCAAAGUAAAUCCAUGCUUAUAAAUUGAAAUUUAUUGACUCAUCUUUAUGUUUUACCAUUCCAAUAAAGAAAUACAAGACUUAAUAAUGAGAAAAACAUCAGUAAUCAUCGAUGUUAAAAGUAUUGGAAGUAGAAAAACCUCAGCGGGAUGAUGAGGAAAAUAAAACAUGAAAUUAAGCAAUAGAAAGUAUAAACAGAAAAGUGUAUAUGUAUAAAGUUAGGGAGAGUACAUAUAUGUAUAGGGAUGCCGCGAGCCGACGUACACGCAGAGCCACCAUGGCUCCACCGCGUCGUGUUCUACGUAGGUGUAUAAAGUGGAAAAAAUCAGAAAAAAAUGAAACAUUUUGAAAUUAAUACAAAACCAGUAAUAAACACAUAAUCAUAAACUGCAGAACGUUACGUGAAUAGUUGACAAAUUAUUGAUGAUAAUAAGGGCACGGCGCAAAACAUUGACAGGUAUUUAAACCAUUGUUUGCUGUAUAUGUAUAUUUAUGUAUAGCUGGAAAUCAUAUUAUUUCACAGACUGAAGUAGUUUUCAGAGUGAACCUAGCCAUUUUCAUACUUUUUCAUGAUCAUUUGUCAAUGAAAACAUUUCGUUUUUGACUGAAUUACGAUGGAAAUUGGGCCUCGCCUUGGCUACUAAAUGAUUUUCCUCCAAAUUUAUUAAUUCGAAAAAAAAUUCAACUGAUAUAAGAUGAGGUAACAAAAAACUAUAUACUGCAGCCAAACGUGUUGCAAAUACGCUUUGGAGGAUCAAAAAUUCUCAAGAAAAAAAUUGAAAAUGACUUGCACUGUAUAUGGCUAUCAUUUUCUACCUUUGUUGACGUCAUAAAGUUAAAUUUCUCAAUAAUUAGUUGAACUGAAUACGUAAAGGGAGAGAGAAAAAGCUAAAAAAAAUAUUCAAGGGGGAAAAAUCAAUAUGUUGUACGCGGCUCCCGAUUCCCUCAUGGGUUUUAUUAUCAUCCCUAGUGAGUCUGUGUUUAAUUGUAAAUUUUUCACUUAUUUUUAUAGUUCAUUGCAAAUGAAAGAACGAAUUUUUUGAAUGAGUUGUGAUUUCAAAGAAUCACACAAAUGAUAUUUCGUUAUGUUUAUAAUCGUAUGAGCAUCAAACUAAUGAGGGAAGAAUGAAGAAAUUAAUUCUGCAAUCGUCUGCGUGGUUCGAGUACGCUGGUCGCGUGAUGAAAUAGUCCAAUAGUAGCAAGGAAAGGAAGGCAAUUAGCAUGAAUGAAAGUGAGAAAUUAAUUUACAUAUAUUAAUAUAUGCAAUUAUGUACUCGAAACGGGAGCCGAGGGAUGGAAAAUUACGAAAUUAAUAUGUGAAUCGAAAUGCUCGGCCAGUGGAACUGAUUGUUUUUUUUUUUAUCACUUUCAAUUUAAAAUCUUUACGCAACAGUAGAAUGCGUAGACUACACUAUUUUUUGUACAUAAUUUAAUCAAUUGUAAUAAUUUGGUUUUAAGUAUUAAAUUUCGUAACACUGAAUACUAAUCGUUAUAACGGAAAAUGAAAUGAAUCGAUUCACCUGAUGUUUUCGUAUUGUUUUUACAAGAAAUAUAAUCGUGAGCAACUUCGCAAAGAUUUGAAAUUAAAUGAUGAAUAUCACCGGUUCUUAUAAGCCAUAAUGUAAAGGAAACUUAGAAUUAAAUCUUGUAAAUAAACAAUUAUGAUUAUGUAAAUAACAUUCAUAAGCCAUGGAAAACCACCACAAAUGAUGAACACGGUACACAAUUAAACGAGGUUUAUUUUAAAGAACAACCAAAAUGAGAAAAAAUCCAUCAUUAUAUUACUAUGUAAUGAUAUUCAAUAAGUAUAUACAUAUUCGAUACUCUUAAACGCUAAGUACUCAAUAAAUAUAUCUAUAAAAUG
Diachasma alloeum is the source of this 10966-nucleotide messenger RNA. RefSeq names its product teneurin-m (gene Ten-m). Bases 35 to 7630 code for a protein of 2531 amino acids. Gene Ontology annotation, biological process: motor neuron axon guidance. The transcript is spliced from 12 exons. NCBI's taxonomy places the organism in Eukaryota, Metazoa, Arthropoda, Insecta, Hymenoptera, Braconidae. The record is from RefSeq and is a predicted model, not a curated record.